Messenger RNA from Phacochoerus africanus (Common warthog), 1010 nucleotides. RefSeq names its product SAYSVFN motif domain containing 1 (gene SAYSD1). The record is from RefSeq and is a predicted model, not a curated record. The transcript has 2 exons. The coding region runs from base 103 to 645 and encodes 180 amino acids. Lineage: Eukaryota; Metazoa; Chordata; Mammalia; Artiodactyla; Suidae.
CCGCUACGCAGGCGCACAGCAGCCUAGCGCCGGGCAAAGCGGGGACAGGGGCCUUGCGGGCGGGCGCGCGCUCCCGGGUGCGCGGGAAACCGGGCGCGCGCCAUGGAGCAGCGGUUAGCUGAGUUCCGGGCGACCCGGAAAAGAGCAGGGCUGGCGGCCGAACCCAGCACUUCGAGUCAGAGUGCACAAACCUCAGGACAGAAGGCGGAAGCAGCUGCGACUCCAAAGGCAGCCCCAGGCUGGCUCAAACGGUUCCUGGCGUGGAAACCGAGGCCUGCGAGUGCCCAGGCCCAGCCCAGCCUCACGCAGGGAGCGACUCGGCCGCCUCGGACUCCAGCCCGGACUCCAGCCCAGCCCCCGGCCCCGCAGGACCAGUCCCUCCUGACCAACAUCGCCUUCCUGAAGGGGCUCCUCUGGCUGGUCCUGCUGGGCCUGUUCGUGGAACUGGAAUUCGGCCUGGCCUACUUUGUCCUGUCCCUCUUCUACUGGAUGUACGUGGGGAUGCGAGGCCCGGAGGAGAGGACGGAGGGGGAGAAGAGCGCCUACUCUGUGUUCAACCCCGGCUGCGAGGCCAUCCAGGGCACCCUGAGGGCCGAGCAGCUGGAGCGGGAGCUGCAUCUCAGACCCAUGGAGGCGGCCGGCUAGCCCCGCGCCGCCCUCCCACUCCCAGGGCCCCCGCUUGUGGGUUUGAUCGCAGGUGCCCAAGACCGAGGACAGCUUGCGGGCCGCUUCUGUGACCCCACCAUUCCACCUUCUUUCCCUGGUGGAAAGAGCUUCUGCCUGGUUUGGGGGAAGCUCCCUGAAAGACACUUACUGUGGGUCUGAUCAAUUUAUAAAAAUUCCACACUCAAGAAAGGAGAUCCACUUGUUUCUUUGAGAGAGGUGAUUUUUUAGAGCACUAGAAGGGCCUCGGGGAGAUAACUGCUGAAAAUAUCCAGCUGUUUGAAGUAAUGGUUCCAUGCAUCAGGACCGUGUAUUAAAAGUAAAUCUUCUCAAGUCUUUUCAUAUCA